AUGGCAGUAUCAAUUAUGAGAGAAAACCGUGAUAAAACUACUGCAAUCCAUCCAGCUCCGCAUUCCCAGGUACUUCAAAAAGAAAGUGAAGAAUCCGACCACGGAGAGGAGUGGAACACCUCCAACCACACAUGGAUACAUUUGAAGCCUUCCAAAGAGGAGACAGAAGGGAAUAUCUUAAAAGCAAAGUAUUCCCUCUUCCGUGUGUUCGUGUAUUCCCAGCAAAUAUUCCGCAAUCUAAAACAGCGACUGAAGACACAAGGUGCCACAGAGUUGUCAAAUUCUGACCUGGCAAGUUUCUUCUCUCCAUGGUAUGCAGAACAUAUAGGCCGCAUCCAGUCGGCAAGUGGCAAUGCUACUGUAGAAGCAUGGGCAGCACGCGAAUUGAGGGUGCAUUAUUAUUUUUAUGCUUAUCAGAAUCUUCUGAAGUUAAAUGGCAAUGCAAAAUUACUACGUGUUCUCGACGGUCUGUUGGGCAAUGAAGCCCUUCUCCAGUUGGAUUUAAGGACUUUAGUACCUGCUUUCAAAGAUCCCACGAAAAGACAAUGGUUUCAGGAAGUAGUAGACAAUUACCUCAAAUUGUGGGAAGUUAACAUGUGAUCAUUGAUACUA
This is a messenger RNA of Gryllus bimaculatus (two-spotted cricket), 612 nucleotides long. Lineage: Eukaryota; Metazoa; Arthropoda; Insecta; Orthoptera; Gryllidae. The record is from the annotation of a GenBank genome assembly.